Molecule: messenger RNA, 1307 nt
Organism: Calypte anna (Anna's hummingbird)
Lineage: Eukaryota; Metazoa; Chordata; Aves; Apodiformes; Trochilidae
Gene: GPR135
Product: G protein-coupled receptor 135
Exons: 1
Coding region: 1-1263 (420 amino acids)
Biological process (GO): G protein-coupled receptor signaling pathway
Cellular component (GO): membrane
Molecular function (GO): G protein-coupled receptor activity
Source: RefSeq, a predicted model, not a curated record
AUGGAGCCGGCGGCGGCCGGGACGGGAAACCUUUCCCGCGGCGGCAACGAGAGCAGCGGAGCGGCGGCGGAGGCGGUUCCGGCGGGGUGGUCGGUGGCAGCCCUGGCCUCGCAGGCGCUGGCGCUGCUGCUCAUCUUCGCCCUCUCGGCGCUGGGCAACGGGGCGGUGGUGCUGGUGAUCGCCCGGCACCGGCAGCUCCGCACGGUCACCAACGCCUUCGUGCUUUCCCUGUCGCUGUCGGAGCUGCUGGGGGCCUUGCUCUGCCUGCCCCUCGCCUUCCUCAGCUUGCUCAGCCGCCCGCCCGGCUCUUGGCUCUUCGGGCAGCGCCUCUGCUUGGCCAGCGCCGCCCUCCACGCCGGGCUGGGCAUCGCCGCCACCCUCACCAUGGCCCUGCUCUCUUUCGACCGCUACUGCGCUAUCGUCCGCCAGCCCCGACACAAGAUGGGUCGCCGCCGCGCUGCCCAGCUCCUGGCCGCCGUCUGGCUGGCAGCCUUGGCUCUGGCCGGACCUUGGUACGGGUUGGCGGGCGAAGGGCAGCGGGAGGCUCGUCCGGGAGCUUACCGCUGCGUCUACGUGCUGCCCUGGGGAUCCUCCCGUCUGGGGCCGCCCUACGGCGCGGCCAUCAUCGUGCUCUGCUACCUCCUGCCCUUCGCCCUCAUGUGCUUCUGCCACUACAACAUCUGCCGGGCGGUGCGGAUGGCCGAGAGCCGGGUGCGGCCCCUCACCACCUACGGGCACCUGCUGCGGGCCUACGGGGAGAUGCGCACGGCCACCACCGUCCUCAUCAUGAUCGUCUCCAUCAUCUGCUGCUGGGGGCCCUACUGCAUCCUAGGGCUGGCGGCCGCCGCCGGCCACCUGCCCUUCUCGCCCACCAUGGACGCCGUGGCCAGCGGGAUGGCCUGGGCCAACGGCGCCAUCAACCCCCUCAUCUACGCCGCCCGCAACCCCAACAUCUCCGUGCUGCUGCGGAGGAGCCGUGAGGGUGGCUACAGGACUAGGAACAACGUAGCAGCCUAUCUCUCAGCCCCGGCACGCCGGCUGGAGCCCCAGCGUCGGGCUGACCGCGUCCGGGAGCGCUACCUCAACAGGCACAAUGGCCCCCCGGGCAGUGCCCCGUCCUCCUCCAGCCCAGCCAGUGGGGGAGAGGUGGCCAUGUGGGCCUGCAAGAACCCCGCUGUGCUCUUCUGUCGGGAUGGGCAGCCAGACACCAUCUCUGAGGCCGCCUUGCAGGCUAAAGUGGACACUGUCAACACCAGCCUCUGAAGGGAUGGAGGCUCUGGGCCUCGGGGUCCUGAAGAAAUAAUGUA